CGCGUGACAGUUUUGAGAUAGGAAACUACCAGAAAACAGGAAUAUUUCUACUAAAAAUACAUAAUUUGCCACCCCAACAUCAAGUAACAAAUAUCCGAAAAAACUUUGGUUUGUUCUUCAAACCCAGGGAUAUCAAAUAUGCUAACUGUUGUGCUAUAGUGAAAUUUGUAGGUGCACAGUUGGCAGCUCAGAAGUCCGCAAGAAGAUGUCCAUAAGGUUUUCUGGUACUUUAAAGAGGUCUGCUGGUGUUGCAAGUGCAAUUGCAAAACAGACCCGAUUACUAAAUUUGAAACCAGUGAAGAAUAUUGUUGUCAAAUUCGACCCUUUCAACAAAAAUGUAAAGGAAACGAGAGAAUUCCUGUUCAGUCUGACAGGCUCUAAGGUGUUGACAACAAACAUCAGCUGUAAAAUCAAGACAAAUAUCCUGUGUGAUCGAAGUCAGCCCUCCAUCACUUUUACAUUGAGCAAUAAUGAAGUGAUAGUAUUUAAAAGUGCAAACCUGACAAAUUUGGAGCUUCUGCAACUUUACAACAAGCACAUCACACCACUUGCAUCAACUGAAGAACCAGAGACAAUUGUACCCCAAACCAAAUCUGAGAAAAAAGCCAGAAAGAAGCGUUAAUCAGUUCUAGUGUCCAGAUUAUUGUAGUUUUCUCAGUCACCCAAACGGAGAAUAAACUGUUUAAAAGAAACCAAAAUGCCAAAAAAGG
Messenger RNA from Cryptotermes secundus, 710 nucleotides. It is a transcript of the gene mRpL53, whose product is annotated as 39S ribosomal protein L53, mitochondrial. Bases 206 to 622 code for a protein of 138 amino acids. The record is from RefSeq and is a predicted model, not a curated record. Gene Ontology annotation, cellular component: mitochondrial large ribosomal subunit. The transcript has 3 exons. NCBI's taxonomy places the organism in Eukaryota, Metazoa, Arthropoda, Insecta, Blattodea, Kalotermitidae.